CAUGUAGACUGCACUGGUUUGCUGACGAAGUUGGAAGUCCAAGAUGGCUGGCGCUGGCACUCUCGAGAUAUUGGAACAAAGAAUUGCUGCACUUGAGAGUAGAAUAUGCGGCGAAGGAAAUUCGAAUGGAAUCCAAGGAUCGGUUAUAGACAAUUUGCAUGGAGUGAAGCAGAAGAUAGCAGGCUUGACAUCUGGUAAAAGCAAGACUCAAGCUCUAUGGAAAAGAUUGGAAGAGCUCAAUAAUUAUCUUGACCCGGAACUCUCCAGUCAGCUGACAUUGAGCAAUGACGCUAAAACUGACAUCAUUUUAGCAGAGGAGGAGCAGCUGAAAGCACAAGCAGUUCUCUUGGAAAAGGUCAAAGAACUUUCUUCAGUGCUAGAUAGUGAACAUAUCAAAGGUGUAAGUGGAUUAUCCGACAGACUGGUACCACUGACCACAGUACAGGUCAAACAUGAGGAAGAGGCAAAGGAGCUUGGAGAUGAGACCAAAAAGCUUCUCGAGUCAUAUAAUAACAUUAUAACUCUUAUCUCCAAACAGUUUGUGCAAUGGGACGAGGUGAUGACCAAAUACGAGGUUGCUCAUAAAGUCAGGACACCAGAUAUUUAUUAAUGUGACCGUUAGUCUAGAGCCAUUACUAUUAUACAGGGUGGUCCACAAAUGUUCUUAACCAAUUAGCAACUAGCGAUUUUGUAAAAAUGGCCUAUUAUUCACUGGAAGAUAAGCAUAAUAUCAUAAUUUUGACAUUGUGCUGAACAAUAUGGAACAUGCGCUAUUUUUCUAUGCAGAAUCCUACUGUAGACAUGGUAAGGAUUACGCAUGUAUAACAUUAUCACAGUAGACCCUAUUUGAGUGGUUCAGUAAGUAAAAGGAGGGGCGGUUACGGGCGGUUUAGUUGCUAAAAGGUUAACAUGAGGGACAGGAUUGGUUUUCUUUGUGACAGGUUUGUAAAUCAGUUACAGGUUUGAAUUCACUCUCAAACAAACUUUAUUUCUGAAAUAUUAAUCAAGACAUUUUUAUAUGAAAAUGUGUCAAAAUAUGGCUCAGAUCGUACCAGAAAGCAUCUAAGAAUCCUGGUGCCUCCAGAGCCACUAACCAGGUCCUGGAACCUAGCUGCAAGGGACUUGGGGCUUUGUGCACAUCAGUUCAUGCUCCUUCCAAGUUAUAUUUGUGUUUGUGGAAUUCCACCUUGAAUUCCUUGAUGUUAGCAAUUUAUUUAUGAGAGAAUACUUCAAUAGUUGUUCCAGUAGCAUAUGGUUGCCUAAAACACAUCUUCAUAGGCUGAACAAAUAUAUGCUUUGUGCAUGAUCUGUAGUCAAUGAUAAGUUUCAUUGAUUUAGUUUUCUUGUUAUCAUUUAUUAAACUACUUUCGUCUGUUUGGAGCCAGAAGGGCUUUAUCACAUCUUGUGACUCUGAAAUUCGGAUAAAGAGCACGACUGCACUCACUCAUUGUAAAUAUGUAAAGUAACAUUAGUAGAUGAUUCUAUAGUGAAGUAUAAUCAGUUGAUAUUGUGUUUUCAUUGAUUAUAGACAUACAAAAACAAAAGUAUAAAUGUAAUGUCAUCAAUGUGUUGUAUAUAGAAGUCAAGCAUAAUAUUGUAACAUAACAAAAUGAAGUGGCAGGUACAUCAGCAACUUUUCACAAAGGAUUGCAUCAUGUCAAUUAAACAGUCAUAGUCAUCUUCUUUUAUAGAUCAUGAUAGGUGGGUGGUUGUGCACUAGAUAUUGUUGUUGAGAAUCUGGUCCGUGACUGCUGCAUUUAGAAAAUAUCCCGAUAGGAGAAAGAUAAAUGCUGCUUUAUAGCCAUAUGUGUUCCUCUGUUAUAUUUGCGACACUACAUUUUGCUAGGCUACUGUAUCAUGGUGUAUGUAAAAUGGGAUUAUGUAAUUCUCUUGCCAGCUGUUGUCAGUUCUUAUUCAAGAAAAGGGCAGGGGCAUGGAUUCUAAAAUCUAGAUGUUUUUAGAAGACAGUCAUUUUGUAAAGGAUAAUUUCGUAAAAUUUCAAUUGACAAAAAUGAUGUUUCAAAUUCAUUGAUUUUAGCAGGUGUAUCCAUGAUUUUGACUAGGCUCUAAGUCAAUGCAUUCCAUUAUGAAUUCAGUUCUUUUCACACUCUUUCUCUAUCUCUCUUCCCUACCUCUUUCAUAUUUUCUUUUGAUGUCAAUUUCUUUUUCCUUCAAUUUUGUAUUUACUCGCAUGUAUUUCUUUUGCGUUUUAACUUAUGGGCCUCUACAUUACCAUGCUACUCUUUGCUUGAUUAAAUUAUUACAUAUAUGACAUUAUACAUGGCUGUAUCUCAGUAAUGGAUAUGUAAUAUAUUACAUGAAUAAAAAUAAGCUCAUGCUGAUCAUCAAUAUUUCAA
Molecule: messenger RNA, 2357 nt
Organism: Strongylocentrotus purpuratus (purple sea urchin)
Lineage: Eukaryota; Metazoa; Echinodermata; Echinoidea; Camarodonta; Strongylocentrotidae
Gene: dctn3
Product: dynactin subunit 3
Exons: 7
Coding region: 44-610 (188 amino acids)
Biological process (GO): cytoskeleton-dependent cytokinesis
Cellular component (GO): dynactin complex
Source: RefSeq, a predicted model, not a curated record